AAAGGCGAGGCGUGAUCAUUUCCGUUCCCGUGAUAUUUUGUCCGAGCGGCUUUUGAGGCCCUCCCCGAACAUGCCGCUGCACAGGAUCGCGCCCAGGCUGUGGGACGCCCGGCGGCUGGAGGGCGGCAUCUACGCCCGGCUCCCCGCCCACUACCUGCGCGCCCUGCGGGAGGCCCGGCCGCCCGGCCCCGUCCACUGGCGCCGACCGCAGGCGGACGGCCGCCUCCCGGGUAGGGGGGCGGCGGACGCGCCGGUCCGGGUCUUCCACCCGCCGGAGUCCCAGCGCGGCCUGUGGGGCGGCGAGGGCUGGGUCGGCGGGUACAGAUACGUCGACAACGACAAGCUUGCCCCACGGGUAAAGAAAAUUUGGAAACCUCAGUUAUUUAUGCGCGAGCUUUCCAGCGAAAUCCUGGACAAAACGUUCACCCUCACAGUGACCAUGCGGACCCUGGACUUAGUGGACGCAGCCUUUGGCUUUGACUUCUACAUUCUGAAGACAUCCAAGGAGGACUUGCAAUCGAAGCUGGGGAUUGACUUGAAGCGGGCAAUGCUGCUGCGCCUGGCUCGUAAGGACACGGACCUGCACCCCAACGAUCCUGUCAAGCGGGAGUCCAUCUUUAACAAAUAUAAGGCGUUUGCAAUCCCGGAGGAGGAGGCAGAGUGGGUUGGGCUGAGCCUGGAAGAGGCGGUGGAGAAGCAGCGAGUCCUGGAGAAAAAGGACCCAGUGCCGCUGUUCAGAGUCUACGCCGAGGAGCUGGCCAACAAGCUAGUGGCUAAAGCACUGACAGAGCCGGUGACCGUGAGCAGGAAACAAUAGUCGUGUGAGACGACGACUGAACUUUUCCCUGUAACCCCCUCCUUGUGUUGGUUAGAGAUGGCGGCUCUCCUGCAGGGUAAACGUGCGCUGGCUGUGCGACUAAGCGGUGUAUGCAGCGCGCGAGCGGGACGCUUGAAGCUUUGGAAGUCUCCUGGAGCGUGUCACCCCGUGCCAUGGUGGUUUGUGAUUGUUGUCACUCAGACACACAAUAAGAAGCUGUGGAGAGUU
Molecule: messenger RNA, 1045 nt
Organism: Callorhinchus milii (elephant shark)
Lineage: Eukaryota; Metazoa; Chordata; Chondrichthyes; Chimaeriformes; Callorhinchidae
Gene: mrpl28
Product: mitochondrial ribosomal protein L28
Exons: 6
Coding region: 71-817 (248 amino acids)
Cellular component (GO): mitochondrial large ribosomal subunit
Molecular function (GO): structural constituent of ribosome
Source: RefSeq, a predicted model, not a curated record